UCUCUCCAGCUCUUUCCCACACUCGCAUUCUCCUCUCUCUCACUCUGCCUUUCUGGGGAGAGGUAAACAGAGGAGAUCUCAUUUGGUGUCCUGAACUGUUGCAGCACUCAGUGCAGCCACACACACACACACACAGGCUCACAGGGGUCUCGGCAGCAGAAGAUCCCAACAGUCCUGGACCGGACUGAGAGUCGUCGUGUUGGUCGGAUCCCCCGACUGACGAUGGAGAGCCCACCAGGAGGCGGUGCCACCCGGGGGGGGGGACGCUGCUGAGUAAAGUUUGUGGAUAUUUCUAAAGGGACCCGUGAAUUUUGGGGAAGAUCUGCAGGUGGAAGCGCAGGUGGAAGCGGUGAGAAGGCGUCCACUGAUUGGCUCCUAUCUUGAAGUUUCCCGCCCAGAGCCUGCAGGCGAGACGUUGGGACACCAUGGCGGACACCGGCCCUUCCUCCUGCCACCUUCUCCUCUUCUUCCUCCUCUCCCUCGUCGCCACCCGUCCCGCCCUCGCCCAGGAACCGUCCGUCACCGCGGCGACGGUGGCCGAGGGCGACUCGUUGAGCGUCCCCACGACGCACGGCAACCAGACGACUCCGAGCUACGCGGGCGCCACCCAGAACUCCCCCGUGGAGACGGGCCUGUCCACGCCCAGCAGCGGCGGGGACGCAGACGACGAGGACGCGCUUCCCUCCGGCGGGACCCGUUGCCAGGGUUACUACGACGUGAUGGGCCAAUGGGACCCGCCGUUCAACUGCAACGCCGGCGUCUUCCUCUACUGCUGCGGCACCUGCUUCUACCGCUUCUGCUGCGGGUUCCGCAAGCAGCGGCUGGACCAGAACAUCUGCUCCAACUACGACACGCCCAUCUGGGCCAACACCGGCAAGCCCGUGGCCGCCAUCAACGAGGGCCAGGAGGACCAGGACCGGGACCGCACGCACCUCAUUGUCUACAUCAUCUGCGGCGUGGUGGCCAUCAUGGUGCUGGUGGGCAUCUUCACCAAACUGGGCCUGGAGAAGAGCCGCGGAGGAGGGAUGGGGGCGGGGCAAUCGGACAUCAACUCCAGGACCCUGACGGACCUGCUGAAGCAGCAGGGAGCUGAGGUGAGCUCGGUGGAAAACGCGGCUUCGCCCAACGGAGACGGAGCCAACGGCACCUCGGGCCGGAUGCAGCGCAGCAGGAGCGAACAGUACCAGAUGAGUAGCUCGGCUUACGGGCCGUUUGGACCGGGCCUCCCCCACCCGCACAGGAACCACAGCACGGUGGGACUGAACAAGUACACCUCCCUCAAGGCCGUGGCGCACAGUGCAUCUCGUACCUACUACAAGAGCUUCCCGCUCAUGGACUUCUCCCAGGACCAGCCGGUGGCACCACCUCCCAGUCUCCAGCCUGUGCAGCACAAGGACCAACCGUACCUCCGCCACGACCUCCACGCGCCCCUCUCCAUCUCCAUCCCCUCCGGCCACCCGGAGCAGCCGCGCCUGCCCAAAACCGCCACCCACCCGCAGCUCUCCGGCUCGGCCUUCAAAGCCUGGGAGUCGACCGGCCGCCACGUCCAGAGACAGGCCUCCGCCCCGGCGCACGCCACCUGCGGCGCGCAGGCCCCCAGCCGCAGGCACUGCUACUCCACCCGGAGGCAGCGGAGCACAGAGAACAUGCAGGACCUCUUUGCGCAGCCCUACGGAGGGAUGUGCGGAGGAGCUGGAGGCGGGGCGGGGCCGGGGCAGCCCAUAUUGGGGGGGCAGCAGCCCAUACUGGGGGGGCAGCAGCCCAUACUGGGAGGGCAGCACAUGCAAGGGGGGCAGCAGAUGCAGGGGGGGCAGCACGCGUCCCAACCUGCCUACUACCACCACAACAGGCAGAAGAGCUACUCCACCCACAGCUCGACGGAGGUGACCGUCUGAGCGGCCCGCUGCACACGGCUACAUGCUAACAGCACGCUAACGAGGGGGCCGAAUGCCGGGGUUUGGGACAGUUGGAGGCACGUGAGAAGAAAGUGUUUUUCCGUGAGAUUCAGGGGAAAAUCAGCAUUGCAGAAGCACCAGUCUUUGCGCAUUAAGUAAAGCUCACUGUACUGAGUACGGGGGUAUUGAUCAUAUAACGUAUACACAGGCUGGCUUCAAUAUGGUUGUAGGCCACAGGAAACACGACAACUCUUCCAUGCACCUGAGCUCAGAGCAGGCGGGCUUGAUUUGGUCUCUGAAGGGGUCUCACAUGGCGGAUUCCUUGCCGAUUUGGCGUAAAUGCAGAAAACCUUUGUUAUUUUGUAAAACCCAGCUGGGUCAUCAGUUUUUAAUAAAAUGACCCGUGCAUCGAUCCUCAGGACCUUUGCAUUGCUGCUGUAGUCCCACUAUUCCGUCCCAGUCUCAGGCUUAUUCACAGAAAGCCAAAAAAAGAAAAUGACUUGUCCCAUUGAACAGUGAUUUGAGGGACGGUACCUUAUUUAACUCUUUGCCAGCCUCAGGGGGAGAAGUGUAUUUGGGCCCUAUGGCCACCGGGUGUCACUUACAUCAAAUCUGCAAUCUUCUCCUCUAACUCUCUCAGAACCAGUGUGAUCAUAACUCCUCUAACAGUUUGGGUCGUUCCCAGGGCCCAGUUCUACUAGAAGUUUCCUCCUGUUUGUUUAGCAUUUCUGCGUCUUGCUCCCUGUGCAGCUGUCGCCUUCUUGUUUCUUUCUCUCCCCACAACCAAGCGCUUUGCAUUCUGUGACAUGGGGCCAAGCAUACAGGGUGCAGCACCCCCCGGGGGUUGGGGGGGGGGUCACAUUAACUCGCUCGGCGGGGACAAUGGCGCCAUCACGUCAGCUCCCAUCAGCCUCCAUCCCGACCGGGGAGAGCGGAGCCAGAGGCUGGAACUCUUUAGAAACCCAGAGAAAGGGUGGAGAGCGAUGGGAGAAAGUAGAAAAACAAAUGAACGCGGGCGUGCGUUUUG
Molecule: messenger RNA, 2922 nt
Organism: Pungitius pungitius (ninespine stickleback)
Lineage: Eukaryota; Metazoa; Chordata; Actinopteri; Perciformes; Gasterosteidae
Gene: shisa8b
Product: shisa family member 8b
Exons: 5
Coding region: 426-1895 (489 amino acids)
Biological process (GO): regulation of AMPA receptor activity; regulation of short-term neuronal synaptic plasticity
Cellular component (GO): postsynaptic density; postsynaptic membrane; AMPA glutamate receptor complex
Source: RefSeq, a predicted model, not a curated record